AUAACUUCUCUUUUUAUCUGCAAAGAAAAGUCCACAUUGUCGGGAACCUGGGCCUCUAUAUAAGGAGGCAGCCUCAGCUGCGUACAUCCAAUCCAUUGCACUACAACACCUAUGCGUUCUUCAUCGAUUUGGCACAGCCAUCAUCUAGCUAGGAGCUCACAAUUAAGUUCAACCCCGGGCAGCUAUAUGGCGGCGAUCACCGGUGGAAGGGCGGCGCUCGCAGUGGCCGCGCUCCUCUGCGCCAUGGCGGCAGUGGCCGCUGCGCAGCAGGCCUCCAACGUGCGCGCGACGUACCACCUGUACAACCCGGCGCAGAACGGCUGGGACCUCAACCGCGUCAGCGCCUACUGCGCCACGUGGGACGCCAACAAGCCGCUGUCGUGGCGGCAAAAGUACGGCUGGACCGCCUUCUGCGGGCCCUCGGGCCCUAGGGGCCAGGCCUCCUGCGGCAAGUGCAUCAAGGUGACGAACCGUGCGACGGGCGCAUCGACCGUGGCGAGGAUCGUGGACCAGUGCAGCAAUGGCGGCCUGGACCUGGACUUCGAGACGGUGUUCAAGAAGAUUGACACCAAUGGGCAAGGCUACCAGAUGGGCCACCUCAACGUCGACUACCAGUUCGUCUCCUGCUGAGUGAGCUUUGCGCACGCACGAUCGACCGGGGAGGAACCUGGAGGAUGUAAUAAUAAUUAAGCGCCUCGCCUAGAUGUUUGGUGUGAUGGAAUAAAAGGGAACAGAGACACGAAUGAUGGUAGCUAGUAAUACAGAAUAAACGAAACAGAAUUGGACUAAAUAAAGCGAGAUUUCGAUAUUAA
Molecule: messenger RNA, 812 nt
Organism: Panicum virgatum (switchgrass)
Lineage: Eukaryota; Viridiplantae; Streptophyta; Magnoliopsida; Poales; Poaceae
Product: barwin-like
Exons: 3
Coding region: 112-630 (172 amino acids)
Biological process (GO): defense response to bacterium; defense response to fungus
Molecular function (GO): RNA nuclease activity
Source: RefSeq, a predicted model, not a curated record